AUGUCAUUUUUCAGUAAUUUCUCUAAGCAAUUACAAUCAGGAUUAGAAGAAGGUUUAAAAGAAGCCCAAAAAUAUACAAAUGAUUUAACUCCAAUUGCUAAAAGAACUGCAAGAUUAGUUCAAGAAAAAUUUGGUACAAUUGAAGAUAUUAGUGAAUUACCAGAAGAAUAUAUUUUAUUGGAAAAAAAAGUUGAUGCUUUAAGAAACGCUUAUAAGAAAUUAUUAACUAUUACCACAACUUAUGAAAUUGAAAGUUAUGAUUAUCCACCAAAUAUUAGUGAAUCAGUUUCAGAUUUAUCUAAAACUAUUAGUGAAAAAUUUCAAGGUUUACAAAAAGCUUCAAAUGUUUCAGAAGUGGAAAAAGUCUUGAAUGAAGAAAGUUCAAAUGAACCUCAAUUACCAAAGACUUUAGCACAUGAAUUAUCAAAAGCUUCUAAAAAUGCACAUUCAUUAUUAAAAAAAUUUGAUCAAGAUAAUUCAUUAUCAAAAGUUUUAUUAUUAUUUUCUGAAACUGAAUUAAAAAUUGGUAAUAGAAGAAUUGAACAAGAUCAAUUAAUUAUAAAUGAAUUUAAUUCUAAAUUACAAGAUAUUUUAACUAAAAAUUUCCAAGAAACUCAAUUAAAUAGAAAAAAUGUUGAAAAUGCAAGAUUAAAUUUUGAUACCCUAAGAUAUGAAUUAAAAUUAAACCCAGCAAGACAAGAAGAAUUACAGGAAAAAUUAGAUCAAUCUGAAGAUGAUUUAGUUAAUGCUACUUCUGUUGCGGUGCAAUCAAUGGAAAAAUUAAUUAAACCUGCAGAAUCUGUUAAUUUAAUUGUAUUAUUUUCUAAAAUUCAAUUAGAAUAUUUUAAAUCUGCUACAGCGGAAUUAGAAUCAUUAGUUAAGAAUUUAGAAUCCAUUCCAAUUGAAGAUGAAGAUGAUGAAGAUGAAGAUGAAACUGAAGCUAGUGAAGAAGCAUCAUAA
Hansenula ciferrii is the source of this 960-nucleotide messenger RNA. Its product is annotated as Meiotically up-regulated protein. The transcript has a single exon. The record is from RefSeq and is a predicted model, not a curated record. The coding region runs from base 1 to 960 and encodes 319 amino acids. NCBI's taxonomy places the organism in Eukaryota, Fungi, Ascomycota, Saccharomycetes, Phaffomycetales, Wickerhamomycetaceae.